AUGGACCUGAAGCUCGGCAUGGACGAUAGCUUCGACGUCGGCUCCCAGUCCAUGGGCUGCCAGUCAAGCAACACGAGCUUUUCGGAUGUCUCGUCUGUAUAUCACCCAUUCACGCCAAGUUCGGCAUGUUCAACACCACUCCGCCGGUCAACCUCGGCGUUUGAUGCCUCGUUCUCUUCAUACACAGAUUCAUCCUCCUUCGACCUCACACCACCGUCAUCUGCAGUCUCGUCACAAUUCCCAUACGACUUCAAGUCAAGCACACACCAGGACCUCCUUUUCCACGGCAUCCCCAGCACCCCGACCAAGUACAAUGUUAUGCUGGAUGUGGGUCUUGACUCGCACCAUCUCCAUGGCCAGUUGACACCUCCCCACGGCAUGGACUUCUUGCCGUUCUCCAACCUCAAUUCUGCCCCGUUCUCCAGCCCGUGUCACACCCUCGACGGCGAGGAUCCAGAAACCAUGGACCAGUUGUGGUCCCAGAUAUCCGGGGACACCCCGAUAGAUUUCGGCGAGCCGCAGAGACUGCAGUCACUCUACGACCCAAAUGCCAUGGCCCGCUCACAUCAUCACAUGUCCUCGCCAUCAUACAGGGCCCAGCUGGCCAGUUCCCGACGGCACCUUCAGAUAUCUGAGGCACAACAGAAGGCUGCAGCGCUCCAGAGCGUCCAGAAAUCGCCCCGUCUAAAGAACCGUACCCGGCUCAGGAGGACGAGGCAACCGUCCAGGGCUAUCCCGAUAUGCGGCCCUGUCAAGAACAUACCCCCGAGGCAAUUCUACUGCGACCAGGGGUGUUCUGGCAAGGCAUACUCGCGGCAGGAGCAUCUCAAGAGGCACUUCUUGACUGCCCAUAACCCCGAGAAACCCGUGAUCCCGUGCAAAUUCUGCCCCAAGGACAAAAUGAAGAUUUUCGACCGGGCGGAUAACUACAGGCAACACCUCGAGCUUCAUGCCAAACCAGGGAGGAAGGGGAGAGUGGAGUAUCAUCCUUCGGCGGCGAGGGAACUGGCGCAGUUGAAGGCACAGAUCAAGCGGCGGGCGCCACCCAAGGGGAGGAUGAGAGACUCGGUCAAGGACGAGUAG
This is a messenger RNA of Phialemonium atrogriseum, 1083 nucleotides long. RefSeq lists its product as uncharacterized. Lineage: Eukaryota; Fungi; Ascomycota; Sordariomycetes; Cephalothecales; Cephalothecaceae. The record is from RefSeq and is a predicted model, not a curated record. Bases 1 to 1083 code for a protein of 360 amino acids. The transcript has 2 exons.